UGUCCAUAUGCCAACUCAACUUGUUAAGAUCAUUAAGAGGAUCUUUUUUAGUCUUGACAUUCCUGUGGGAGCACCAAGAAUGAUUUUUUUGCCUGAUGAAUUUCUGUUCCUGAGCAUUGUUUUUGCGGUUUUACCUCAUUCAAAUGUUGGAUUACUAUCCGACUACAAGAUCUGUGGAGAUACAGAAUGUGAAAGCUUAAUGAGCAGGGUGCGAGCUGUCAGGGAUCACCAUGGCAAGGACUGUCGUUUCUUGAACUUCCGACAAGGAGACUCGAUUUCUGUUUACCACAAGCUGACUGGAAAGUGGAGUGAUAUCUGGGCAGGCAGUAUUCACAAACAGUUUGGUUAUUUUUCAAAAGAAGAUGUGAAAGAGGAACAGGCAUUUACAAAUCAGGAGAUAAGAGUUGAAACACAGGAAUCUGAUUUUCUUUGUAUGGAUGAGUUUGGCUACCCCAUUGACUCCAGUCAUUUGGAUACUAAUGAUGAGGACUCUGAUCUGAAGAGUCCACCCAAGGAAGCUGGAACAAGUCAAACAAUUUACUCUGAUGAAACCAAAUCUGCAAGUCCUACACCAUUUAAAGAUGUUUUAACAGUACCUGAAACAACAUCAGGAGAAGUGGAUGAAGACAAUAAGGAGGGCGGUGGUACUGCCAAGACCCUCCAAGCAUCUCCUGAGAUUCCUACGGCACUGAAGGAACAAGGUGGGUCUCCUGCCUCAUCCUGGCUCAGUUCUUCAGUGACAGAAUGGUUAGCCCUAGAAAAGGAGGAGGAACCUGGCAAUUUGGCUACGGGGGAGCAAAAAGCUCUACAACAGAUGCAGGCAGAAAAUUCCUUCACGUCUUCAGUGACCGGGUGGCUGGGGUUAAAAAAAGAAGAAAAAUCAGAGUCUGUCAAAGACGACAUAAACAGUGGACAGCAGGAAAUAGGAACAGUGGAUUCUUUUACUUCGACAAUGACUGGAUGGCUUAGCUUUGGGGGCGAUAAAAUAGAAGACUCUUCCACAGCAAAGGAAUAUGAUGACAAAAAAGAAAUGGAAGGAGACAACUUUAGGAGCAGAAAAAUGUAUCUGGACUUAGACACACCAAAAUUACAAGAAGGGGAUAAUAAAGAGAUGGGGACAUUGGAAUGGCUAGGAAAUGGACUGUCAAGCACACUGGCGUUUGGCCUGAAUAGCCAAGAUGCUAGAGACAAGAUACAACUCAGUAGAGGAGAGCUAGAGGAUGAAGAGAAACAGCCAGGAUCUGGUUCUUGGUUUGAUUUGGGUAUUAAGGAAAUUUUAGCAUUCAGAAAAGAUAACAAUGAAGAUGACAAAACUAAACCAGACACAGAGUUUGAUGACUUUGUGCAAGGAAAUGCUGACGUUAACGUAAGAGAAACAUUUACUGAUAGCAAGACUACGGCAUUAGAUGGUUCACCUCAGGUUGAUCAAACAUAUAACUCUCCACAAAACAGGUUACAGGACAUCUCCCCAGUGCCAAUAUUCACUGAUGCGAAACCUGAGUCUGCAGGACAGUUGGUGAGUGAGAUUGAGUAUUCUGAUGAGGAACAGGCGGGUUUGGAGGUUGGUGGAGUGAAGAGUGGGUUUGAGUCCUUCCUAGAAUCUGAGGGGAAUGAGAAACAGGGAGCUUUAUGCGAAGAGAAAGGUGAGGACGUAGAAGUGGACAGAGAUUUACAAGAGAACCAAGAUGAGAAGGAGGUGUUAGCAAAAAAGAAUCAGGAUGACAAACAGGAAACGCAGGAGAACUUAGAUUUUACUAGUGACAACACUGCAGACACUGAGACACAUUGUGAGUUCUUAAAGAAAGAAGGAGAUAGUUCUCCAAAAUUCAGUUCAAACUACUCCAAAAAUACUAAAAUAAUAUGUGACAAUCCACCAGAAGAGGAAAAAUGGAAAACACCCACUCAAGAUAUCAAAGAUGCACCAGCAUUUGGUUCUCAAGUGACAGACUUUUUCAAAGAAAGUGGCUUUAAGUCUUCUCCAUGGUCUGAAGUGGAAGAAUCCAAGGAAGAUGAGAAACGUAAGGAAUUCAACGAAGAUGAAAAUCAGGAGAUGGAAGAGCGAGAGGAUGCUAAUGGAAAGCAAGAGAAGGUGGAGGACUUAGUCGAAAGAGGGGCGUUAGAAGAGUAUAGCUAUAAAGACAAGGAAAUGCCAGAUAAUUUAGAAGGAUUACAUGAGAAGAAGCAAAAGGAAAAGGAGGAGUUAGAAUAUGUCAAGCAGGAAGAGGGGGAAAAGAGGGGUAGGCAGGAGAAAGUGGUGUUAGAAGAGAUCAAGCAGGAAGAAGUGAAGAUGGCAGAGAGGUUUGAAGCUGAAGAAGAAGCAGAUGAAUACAUAGAGAAGUUUGAUGAGUUAAAGGAUGAGAAGCAUCAAGAGUUGGAAGACAUGGAGAAGCAGGCGCAGGUAAACAUUUUUCAGAAGAAAAAGAAUGAGGAAGAUGGUGAGUUAGUAGAGGAUUUGAAAGAGGCUGACAAAUUUUUACAGAUGGAGUUAGAACAAUCAAAGUGGAAAGAGAUCCAAGAGAGGGACAUACUGGAAGAUAUGGUCGAGAUAUAUGAGACGUCUAAAGAAGUGAAGGUGUCGGUACAGAAUAAGGAAGAGAUGUUGGAAGAGUUCAAAGAAAGAGACAUACGGGAGGAUAAGGAGAAGAUCAAUAACAAAAAGUCUGUUGAAGUGACGGAGUUAGCACAAAAUAAGGAAGAGAAGUUGGAAAAGUUCAAAGAAAGGGACAUACAGGAGGUUGCAGAGGAGAUCAAUGGCAAUAAGUCUGAAGAAGUGAUGGAGUUGGUACAGAACAAGGAGGAGAAAUUGGAAGAGUUCAAAGAAGAUGGGAGCAAGGACAUUUUAGAGCACUUAGAAGACGACAAGCGAAAUGAAGCAGAAGAGUUAUUUGAGGAGGAGUUAGCGAAUGUGAAGUGUGAAGAGUCAAAACAGAGGGAUGGACAAGAGGAUGUGGUUGAGUUGGAGAACAAUACGUUGGAAGAAAUUAAGACGUUUGUAGAGAAGACACAAGAAAAGGAUGGUCCAUUAGUAGAGAAGUUAGAAGACAACAAGGAGUUAGUAGAAAAUAGGAAAUUGGCAGAAUUAAAAGACAAACUGGAGGAGGGGGAAAGGUUCGCUGAGGAAAAGCAGGAGGAGGUAGGUGAGUUUAUGGAGGAAGAGUUUGAACAUGAGAAGCAGGAAGAUCUGAACAGAAGUGAUGAGCAGGAUAAAAGUGAACAGUUACAAAAGAAAAUGGAAGAAGAGAUUCAAGAAGUUCAAGAGAAGGGAACAUGGCAAGAGUUAAUGCAGAUAAAAGACAAGGGACAACAACCGUGGGUAGAAGAAAGUAAUAUGGAGCUAAAGACGGCUGAAAACAAGCAGAGAGCUCAUGAUGUGGUGGAUAGAAGAAAUGUUAAAAAGGAAAUGGAGAGUCUUGGCUGUGUGGAUGAGCUUUGUACUUGGUCACAUCAAGAUGGAAACAAAGAAGAAAGAGAAGAAAACAACUCUGAGGGUGGAUCAGGUUUGCUAUCUGACACACAGGAGAGUAUGUCCUUAGAGAACAUGCAGCAUGAUAAGAAUUGGAAGUUAUUUGAAGUUCCCACUGUUUUUAGCGGUAAAGAUGAUGAUGGGAAAGGUGACACUAAACACACAGAAAAUGUUAUGCUAGAUUUAGAUGAGAAAGAUGACAGGGGUCCUCAGAAGAUUCCACAUCUUCAGUAUUCAUUUGAGAUUAUUGAAAAAGCAGACAUGUGUACUGGAAUGGAUGCAAAAUGUGACAGUAAAACCAACACCAAUGGAAAGCUAGCAGAACCAAUGCCCUCUAAAGUCCAGUUUGAUGAAAAUGAUCAAACGACAACAGAAAGUGAAGGAGUAUUUAGUCUUUUUAAAAAGGUUGUUUUCUCAUUUGGGCAGAGGCCAAUCAGCAAAAUCGAAGAAUCGACAGAAUCUUUUAUUUCAGGGUUUGAUGGAAAAACAAUCCCUCAGACUCCUGAACAAGACUCCACAACAAAUCUUCGUAAAGACUUUCAAAAAGAGCUUCAUCCGCCAACGCCAAUGCCAACAUUAAGUUCUCGUCUGACUUCUCCACCUGUAAAGCCCCACCAACCUGACACCCUCCCUAAACACUACAAGAACAUACAAGAGCAUAUGAGCUUUAGGGAGAUAACUAUUUUGACUGACCUACUUGGGAAGAACAAAGUGCACUUUUUGGAUUACAUUCUUGACGGUGAGGAGUUUUUUCCUGAAGAUGCUGACAGUGAUGACUCUAUACUGUUCGAUAUAGAGACACUUCUGAAUUACCACAAGGAGACACUGUUUCCCCCAAGCAUAAGACUCUCUGAUGCACCAGAGGAGAAUAAGGAAAAGACCAGAACAAUCACAGCACUUCAGAAGCUAGAAAUACUGCUGGAAAAAGUGCGUCAUGCUUUCAACAGCAGAAAAUCAGAGAAUAAAGCUCAACCAAGCUAUGUCGGGGAAACUACAGAGGCGGAGUCUAGUCAAACAAUGGGGUUGAUAGUGGAGGAAAAGAAGGAUCAUGGCUAUGAAAGAAGAGGUGAAACAGAAAGAGUGUCCCCGAAGGAAUACCACAGUCAGACUGGACCACCACAGGCACUGGAAGGGAUAAAGAAGCAGAUUCAGGAUUUUAUUCAUUUGGUUCAGCCAUCUUCUGAAGUUCAUGCAGUGAACGACUUCCUCAAAUGGUCUAAUGUGCAGGUUGUAUCAUCACUUCCUGAUGACAUCAGACCCGGACCUGACCUGUACGGGGUCCCAUGGGAGCCAGUUGUCAUCUCCAGUUUUCUGGGGCUGAUGGUACUGUUGCUGUUCAGUUGUAGAUGUUACAGCUCUGUCAAAAGCAGAAUGUAUCAACGUAAAGAGCAGUGGAUGGCUGAGCAGGUUGCACAACAGCUUGACGAGAAGUGUAAAGUCCUUGAGACUCUCAGUAAAUGUCAACAAGAGUACGAGGAGCUGGAGAACUCACUAAGGGACAGUGGUGUGUUGGCCCAAACCCAAAAGACAAGAGAUCUUGAGAUCAAAGCCCGACAGUUAAACGAUGCUAAAACUGAACAGGAAGAACAUCUUGAACAACUAAAAGAUCAGUUGUGUCAGAAAAGAGAUCACAGGCUAGAGGAGGAAAAAAAGAUAGCGUUCCUCGAGGAGAGCAUGAAAACAAUGGAGGAAGAAAUCAAGGAGUUCCAAUCACAGGAUGAACAGUCACAUACGACACUUAAAGUGUACGGUAUGAACAGUGACCGACUACAGAGGAACCUGGAAUCAGCCGGAGAAGAAAACGUACUGCUUCUCGAGAGAAACACUCAGUUAAGGCAGCAGGUGGAAGGAUGGGCCGAACGAGUGAGUGAGCUGGAGCAGGAGAUGAGGAGGUGUGAAAUGGCCCACAUCGGAAUGCUACAGGAUGUGGCCAAUAAGGAUGAACGUAUUAUGUCUCUCACUGAUCGGCUGCUGGGAAUGAAAGCUUGGGAUGCUGAACUUGAAGGGACUCCAGGGAGAGACGAAGAGAAUGGAAAAGCAGACUCUUCACAAGUCCAUCUCCAGAAAGUGCAGAAACUUAUUUACGCUGCUAAGUUAAAUGCAGACCUCAAAUCUGUAGAUGAAGACAAGGACAGAGUGUUUGCCAAACUGAAUGAUGAAGUAAAAGCUAAAGAAGAUUUAGAAGUGAGCAUUAAGGAAUUGGAGACUGAGCAAUUAUCUAUGCAAGCAGAUACAAAGCACUACUCAGACGAGGUCGAGCGACUGCAACAGAAACUCCAAAUUAUGACUGAAAUGUACCAAGAGAAUGAGCUCAAACUACACAGGUUGCUCACAGUUGAGGAAAAGGAGCGCCUGCAGAAAGAAGAAAAAUUAAAUAAAGCAGAUAAAAACAUUGCUUUGGCCAUGGAAGAACUCAACAACUACAGGCUUCGUGCAGAGGAGAUGGAGGAAGAGCUGGAGAAAACCAAGCAGUCAUAUCAAACCCAGAUUUCAGCCCAUGAGAAGAAGGCCCACAAUAACUGGCUGGCAGCCCGGGCAGCAGAUAGAGAGCUAGCAGACUUCAAGAGAGAGAACGCCCUCUUCAGGCAGAAGAUUACAGACACACAGUUUAAGAUGGAAGCCCUCGACAAAGAUCCUUUUGCCUUGGACAGUCUGGCCAGGCCUUUACCUUUCCGAGCUGAAAGACUGCCAUAUGGUUCUUCUCCUCUCGGUCGACCUGCGUCUGAAAGCCGAGCUUUACUUUCUCCUCCAACACUUAUAGAAGGGCCUCUGGCCAGAUUGUCACCCAGAGUGCCCCGUUCUCUAGGAGAGCCCCCCAGUGGCCAAGGAGAGCUGGAGCGGAGUGGAGGUCCACGCUCAGACAGUGGCUCUAUUUCUCCAUCAUGGGAAAGAGACCGCAGGGGACCCCCACCUGGACCCCUACCGAUGCCCCCUGGGCCACUUCCACCUCAAGGCUAUAUGUUUCAUGAACCAGGUGGUCCCAUGUACAGGAGGCCUGGUCCACCCCCAGGAGUAAUGGGCCCUCUGCCACCUCCGGGUCCUCCUUUUCCCCAUCCAAGAGGUCUUCCUGCAUCUGGGCCCCUGGGACCCUUACACCCCGUAGACAUGACAGAUGGCACAUACAGAGAAAACAGCAUCAGACCUGAAUUGGAUCACAGAGAGCCUUUUGGGAGUGAUCGAAGAACUCCCCCUGAAUCAGAUCGGAGAAUGGAGGCACCACCUCCUGGACCACCAUUGGGUCCCAUAGACGGUUCCUUUCCUCGAAGAUUCCCCUAUGGACCUCCCGAUUUUUACCCUCCCAGGGGACCUGGAGGACCUCCAAGAGUGCAGAUGUGGGCUCCUCCACCAGGGAUGUUCCCUCCCCGUUUCCCUCAUGGUGGACUUCCUCCUCCUCCUCACCUGCUAUCUUACGGUGCCCCGAUGCGGCCUCCUCCACCAGAUGGCCCCUUCAUGGGUCCUUCCCCAUUGCAGCAGAACCUACCUGCUCCGCCACACAGCCAGUUGCCAGAUGAGCGCACAUCCUCUCCUUAGGGUGCCAUUUGAACUUCCUCAUACAAGUGACUUCAUGGCCUUCAUCGCUAUUUAAUGAUAACGAUGAAGGCUGUAGAGUCAAUGAUGAAUGUCAAUGGAAGGGAACCAAGUUAAUCAUCAUUGUCCUUGUUUAGUUUCAGUCUGUUCACGGGUCAUCAGUUUCAUUUACUGAUAGAUACUGCAGUUAGACUUCCCAUGGUCUAAUGUAACUGAGGUGCCGACCUGAGAUUUAGGCUGGUUCUGCCAAAGUCAUUAGAGAAUGUUUAUUUUUUUAAUCACUGGCUGAAUGACAUUUAAUCCAGGAUGCUUGAGGUAGCGUACAUAGGGACACAUCUUUGGUUAUUUUAUUAUUUUGCUUUGAGAGAGGUGAUUUAGUUGAACAAAACACAACAUGUCUAAGUGAUGUGUGCAUUGGGCUAAAUUAACUCAAUGAAGGUACUAGGUAAAUCCAGAUUAAAAAAAAAAAAAAAAGAUCAACAUUUUUCAGGCUGAGUACAAUUGUUGCAUGGUUUUAAUUACCCACUCUUUUGUUUUCAUGGUCUUAUUAUGUCAGACUAAAGUGAGUUAAGUUUUGCAGUGGUCUAAAGAGAGCCUUUUUUAUCUGUACUUUAGAAACUGAAUUGUCUGUGAACUUACCAAGGCCAUAAGUUAUUUGUGAAUUUUUGUAUAUAUAUAUAUAUAUAUAUAAGUAUAUGAUGAAAAAAAAACAUUAAAUGAAUAAAUUUUAAA
Entelurus aequoreus (snake pipefish) is the source of this 7723-nucleotide messenger RNA. RefSeq names its product MIA SH3 domain ER export factor 2 (gene mia2). The record is from RefSeq and is a predicted model, not a curated record. NCBI's taxonomy places the organism in Eukaryota, Metazoa, Chordata, Actinopteri, Syngnathiformes, Syngnathidae. Gene Ontology annotation, cellular component: endoplasmic reticulum membrane; endoplasmic reticulum exit site. The transcript has 28 exons. Bases 8 to 6994 code for a protein of 2328 amino acids. Gene Ontology annotation, molecular function: protein binding. Gene Ontology annotation, biological process: vesicle cargo loading; protein secretion; endoplasmic reticulum to Golgi vesicle-mediated transport.